Molecule: messenger RNA, 585 nt
Organism: Thermothelomyces thermophilus ATCC 42464
Lineage: Eukaryota; Fungi; Ascomycota; Sordariomycetes; Sordariales; Chaetomiaceae
Exons: 6
Coding region: 1-585 (194 amino acids)
Source: RefSeq, a predicted model, not a curated record
AUGGCGUGUCUGGCCAUGCCAUUUUGCGCGCUCUUGGUUUCCGAUGCACAACACACAAGAGGUCUCGCGCCCAUGUGGCACUCUGCCACGCACCCAGCUCAGGCCCUGGAAGCUUCAACGGUGCCGGCUCGGCUCCGGCACAGGAUGUGUACCGACGAAUGUUAUACCGAGGUGGCUAAGUGCUUCUGGUCGGCCUGCGAAACCGCUGCCAUUUACGAGGAAGAACACCAGAAUGGUGCUGGCGAUGGGGGUUUCUUGUGUAAGUUUGGCCCGCUGAUCUUGGCUGACCCGAUGCAGAAGCGUCUUACGGAUUACAUACACUACAUGGGCCGGACUGCGCUGUCGACGCGCCCGCGCGCACUUUCAACGCGCAUGUACGAGGUUUCGACCGGUCUGCAGCAUCAAUGCUCUUUACCCGGGCCCUCGGCCGUCCGGGCGGUACUCGAGGUAUCGCCCAUUCGAUACGGAGGACUCGAUCCACAUACCAACUGUAGAAUGGUUCCUUACGAGACGCACCACACUACGGAAAGAUGCCCGAUCAAGGAGUAUAAUAGGUUCGAACUGAUUGCAGUGCCGGGGAAGUAG